Messenger RNA from Coccidioides posadasii C735 delta SOWgp, 973 nucleotides. It is a transcript of the gene GOT1, whose product is annotated as Golgi Transport. Gene Ontology annotation, cellular component: COPII-coated ER to Golgi transport vesicle; endoplasmic reticulum; Golgi membrane. The record is from RefSeq and is a predicted model, not a curated record. NCBI's taxonomy places the organism in Eukaryota, Fungi, Ascomycota, Eurotiomycetes, Onygenales, Onygenaceae. Gene Ontology annotation, biological process: retrograde transport, endosome to Golgi; endoplasmic reticulum to Golgi vesicle-mediated transport.
CUAUGACUGUCUGACAACCUGCAUCUCAAGUUCCUCAGGCAGAACAGCUCCAUAUCCGAACUGCGAUCUGUCCUUUGAUGAUGAAUUUAUGAACAGGGCCGAAUGACAUUGACCUAAAUCACGCAUCCACCCCCAGUUACGCCAACCCGCGGACGUCGCCUUGGUUUCCGUGUACCUGAGGAUAUUGUGAUUUGUACACGCUUUGGGACUGUGUUGCGGUAGCCAUUUUUUGGCUGGGAAUAUAGGAGGCACACGGCGCCAUGCCCACCAUGUGGUUGUCCGAUAUGCAGAAGAUCGGUGCGGUCUUCUGCACUGCUGGGAGUUUAUUUUUCUUCUUGGGCAUUCUUAUGUUCUUUGACAGAUCAUUACUUGCAAUGGGAAAUAUUCUUUUCGUGAUCGGCCUUCCUCUCAUUCUCGGCCCACAAAAGACGCUCUCUUUCUUCGCCCGGCGCCAGAAGCUCUUGGGGUCCGUAACCUUCGCCCUGGGUAUCCUCCUUAUUCUCUUCCGCUGGCCACUUAUCGGCUUCUGCGUCGAGUUAUACGGCCUGUUUAUUUUAUUCGGCGAUUUCCUGGUCACUCUAGGCGCGUUUGUGGGUGGUUUCCCUAUUGUCGGGCCGCCGUUGAAGAGGGCUUUGACCUGGGUUGGGACCCUCGGCGGACGGCGAGGCGGCUCAGAUCUGCCAGUCUGAUUCAAGACAAUGGAAUCGGACGAUCUAAAACCAAAGUUGCACACCUAGAUGUUACUAUUAGAGCAUCUUGCAACGUACAUACCUACGAAUAACAGGGCCGUCUCAACAAAGAAGGCGUUUUGAUUACAAUCGUGGAUGGCAAGGUUUCUGAGUGGGCUACGCUCUAAACGUGCGGACCACCGACGUUCUCAGGAUACCGUCAUUUUCAACGUCCCUGUCCCCAUUUCAAGGAUAUUCGAAUCCGCCUAACCCUUCGCGAGACGGCGAGAACGCUAUGAUUGUAU